AAGCAAAAUAGUCAGUUUUCAGGGUUAUACAGUGUAGGGGGUGAACGGGUGUUCGGAGUUUAUUGGGGUUGGUUGUUUGUCAUUUAUUGAGCACAGCACUGUCUUUAAAUCCAUCUUCAUAUUUCUUCUCUGCUUUGUCAGUCGGUAGAAACAAAUGGCUAAACUUCUUUCAUUUGCUGAGUUGAACAAGCAUAAUAGCAGGACUGAUUGCUGGCUUUUGAUCGAUGGGAAGAUUUAUGACAUGACUCCAUUUCUUGAGGAACAUCCUGGAGGCGAUGAAGUCUUGUUAGCUGCUACUGAGAAAGAUGCGACUGAUGAUUUUGACGAUGUGGGACACAGCGACGAUGCGAGAGAGCUGAUGAAGAAUUACUGCAUUGGUGAGGUUGAUCAAAGUACCAUUCCAGCAAGAAAGAAGUACAACCCACCUGCAAUAGCAGCAAAGAAACCCAGGCAUAACGAAUCCGUGAUCAAGCUCUUACAACUGGGGCUACCGCUGCUAAUCUUGGUAUUUGCAUUUGGUUUGCGAUACCUUUUCUAAGACAACAAGCUUGUCAUUGCUUAAAAGCAUCAAUAAAAUAUGAAACUCAGUGUCGUUGUUGUGUGGAGUUUUUGAACUAUUAUUCGGAGCAUCAAUAAUGCUAAUGCAAACUGUGCUAUUGGUUUAAUCUGUC
Molecule: messenger RNA, 671 nt
Organism: Tripterygium wilfordii
Lineage: Eukaryota; Viridiplantae; Streptophyta; Magnoliopsida; Celastrales; Celastraceae
Product: cytochrome b5-like
Exons: 4
Coding region: 155-538 (127 amino acids)
Cellular component (GO): intracellular membrane-bounded organelle; membrane
Molecular function (GO): heme binding
Source: RefSeq, a predicted model, not a curated record